Siniperca chuatsi (mandarin fish) is the source of this 2183-nucleotide messenger RNA. RefSeq names its product ganglioside induced differentiation associated protein 1 (gene gdap1). Gene Ontology annotation, cellular component: mitochondrial outer membrane. The record is from RefSeq and is a predicted model, not a curated record. Bases 37 to 1128 code for a protein of 363 amino acids. Gene Ontology annotation, biological process: mitochondrial fusion; mitochondrial fission. NCBI's taxonomy places the organism in Eukaryota, Metazoa, Chordata, Actinopteri, Centrarchiformes, Sinipercidae. The transcript has 6 exons.
UGCCUUCACUUGUCCCCUAAAAUACUAACAGAUAAAAUGGCGUCCGAUAACAGCCCUGAAUACCGAGAUGAGAAAGCAGCUCUUAUAGAGACGAGCUCAGAACAAGAUGUAACGUUACAUCAGCAAUGUGGUACAGUUGCAAAACAAAGCGAAUCCAAAUUAACGCUUUAUCACUGGACGCAGUCUUUCAAUUCUCAGAAGGUGCGUCUGGCCAUAGCAGAGAAAGGUUUGCGCUGUGAGGAGUACAAUGUGAGCCUACCGCUCAGUGAACACAACGAGCCUUGGUUCAUGCGUCUGAAUCCCACUGGGGAGGUGCCGGUCCUGGUCCACAAUGACAACGUCAUCUGUGAUCCAACACAGAUCAUGGACUACCUGGAGCAGAAUUUUAAUGAGGGCACUCCCAAGCUGAUCCCUGAAGAGGGCAGUACAUACUAUCUCAGAGUGCAGCACUACAGGGAGCUGCUUGACUCACUACAGAUGGAUGCCUACACCCAUGGCUGCAUCCUCCACCCUGAGAUCACGGUGGAUUCCCACAUACCUGCAUAUGCUGCCACAUGUAUACGCACACAGAUCGGAAACACACAAACUGAGCUGAAGAAACUGGCAGAGCAGAACCCAGAGCUUAAAGAUGCUUAUGUAGCAAAACAGAGGCGCUUGAAAUCCAAGUUGUUUGACCAUGACAACAUGAAGUACUUGAAGAAGCUUCUGGAUGAAUUGGAGAGUGUGAUGGACCAGGUUGAGACAGAGCUACAGAGGAGGGUGGAAGAAACACCAGAAGAAGGCAGUCAGUCCUGGCUGUGUGGUGAGUUCUUCAGCAUGGCCGAUGUCUCUCUGGCAGUCACCUUACACCGCCUCAAGUUCCUCGGCCUCUCCCGCCGCUACUGGGGCAACGGUAACCGUGUGAACCUGGAAACAUACUAUGAGCGUGUGGUGGAGCGCCCAGCCUUUAGGAGAGUGCUGGGCCAUGUCAACAACAUCCUGAUCUCUGCUGUGCUUCCUGUGGCGUUUCGCGUGGCCAGGAAGAACGCACCGGUUAUUGUUGGCACCACUCUGUUGAUAGGUGUUCUAGGAGGAGCUACAUACCUUGCUUUUCUUUACAUGAAGAAGAGGCUGACUGUCCUCAGCUGAGGGAGUUUGAGUUGCUUUGGGACUGAAUUGGGGAUUGGGAGGUAGAUAAACACAGAAAAAUAUGAGAAAUGUCACCUACAUCAUAAUUUAAAUUGUGUAAAGUUAAAGUACGUAGAGGGAUUUUAUCAUCCAGCAGGCAUCAGUAAUAUGUAAUUGAAACAAACCUUAACUGUCUUGUUUUCUGUGUUGCUGGUUGCACAAAAUGCACUUUUAACCAUCCUCAAUAUAUGACUGCUGCAUUACAUGACAAAAGACUGACUUGAAGGACCAUACUGGUAUUUUUACAUAUUUUUGCCAUUUGUUAAAAAUCUAUGUUCUAUCUAUGUUACGGAAGCAGGUUUGAAUAAAUUAGAUGUCAAAAGAUGAAAUAAAAAUUGGCUGACUAUUUUUUAGCUGGGCAGUGUGUUUUUACAAUCCAUAUAAUAUCACAUGAAUGUAACAUUCCUCUCUGACAAAAUUGAAAAUACAUGUCCAAAAAUUUUGACUUUUGACUGUACACCAUGCAAUUGUAGCAUAACUUUGACACAAAUAUACAAAGUACAAAGUAAUGGACAACAAAUUUAAAAAUUCAAAAAAGGAGUAGUUUAUAAAGUCAUACUAACAUAAGGCAUACUUGAAUUAUAGUAAAUAGGCCAAAAUGUGGAAAAACACCAGUAUGGUCAGACAUCUUUAUGUUUACUUAAAUCACUAUUAAGAGCCUAUGUUUUGCCUAAUAUGUGCUCUGUCAUUUAUAUUUUCUUCGUCCAUAUUUGCAUGUUAGAAAUUAAAAAAUGUACACUAGAAGCCCACAGCCUGCUUUCUGUGACCAAGUCUGCCAGCAUUUAACAAACUGAUCUGCUCAGCAGUUCACAUACUGUGUGUCAAAACUACAACUGACAAAGGCUCUGUAGGAACUCCCUGUCAUCACGCCUGCGCUCAUGUCUUACUGUAUGACUGAUGGAUAAUUAUUUGAAGUAUUCUCUAUGCAGUUAAAUGAAUGCUUUUCCAAUCUCAUUUACAUCUUCUUCAGACCAUCAUAUCCAACAUCUGUCUGAAAUUAAACUGCUUGCAAACAA